AUGGCGGCUGCUCCGGCUGGCGGCGAUGGCGCCGAUCUUCUCUUCAGUCUGUGCCUUAUCGCCUUUGUCCCGAGCAGGUCUCUUCCUUCCAAGUCGAUUGCAGAGCUCACGACGACUGUGAAGAAGUACGGCGCAGAUGUGCUUGAGCCAGAUGAGCAUGGCCGCAUUACUGUGUCCCAAGCCACACAUAUCAUCUCAAAUACGAUCGAUUUCGAAGAAUACACCGAGGCAAUGGCCAUGAUGGUGCCUGUUGUCACAUCACACUGGAUCACCAACUCUCUGAGCCGGAACAAGCAAGCUCAGAUCCGACCUUUUUCCCCCGACCCGCGCAUGAUCUUCCAUAAUGUCAACCUCACAUGUGCCGAUAUCCCCACUGUUGAUAAAGAGGUCAUCACUGGAGCCACACUUGCUUUGGGUGGCAUGGAGUCUAAGGAUCUAUCCAGGCUAACCACGCAUAUUUGCGCCUUGUCAAUAGAUCAUCCGAAAUGCCAGCAAGCCGAGCUAAAGAAACUCAAGUGCAAGAUCGUUCUGCCUCAUUGGUUUGACGACUGCUUUAAGUUAGGCAAGAAGAUUGACGAAAAACCGUACCUGCUCCCUGACCCAGAGAUUCUCCGCGGCGAGUCAAAGGUAGAUGUCGCAAUCCCCCCUAGCGAACAUCUCGAAGGGGCCACUACAGCACUGCCUGACGGGCCGCCAUCCAUGUUGCCUGGUACCAGGCAGAGACUGACUGUGUUUCGGAAGAAGAAAGUGUUGCUCUCCUGGGAUCUCUCCAUCAGCUCGAGGUUCCGCGAUAUUGUUACGGAGCUUGUCAAGAGCGGUGAAGGAGACAUUGUUCGCGAUGUUGAUGAAUGCGACAUGUUCAUUUGCCAGUAUCGCGACGGCGAGCAGUACAUCCGAGCAGCCCAACAGGGCAAGGACGUGGGCAAUCUUGCAUGGCUGUUCUAUCUCAUCACGCAUGACGAGUGGUGCUCUCCACUACGUCGUCUGCUUCAUUACCCCGUACCCAGAGAUGGCAUUCCGGGCUUCAAAGACAUGAAAAUCACCCUCUCCAACUAUGGCGGAGAGGCCCGAAUCUAUCUCGAAAACCUGGUCACUGCUGCCGGAGCGACCUACACCAAGACGAUGAAGUCAGAUAAUACGCAUCUGAUCACAGCAAGAGACAACAGCGAGAAGUGCCAGGCGGCGCGUGACUGGAAUAUCCACAUGGUCAAUCACCUCUGGAUUGAGGAAAGCUAUGCCAAAUGCGAGGCUCAGACCUUGUCGAACCCGAAAUACUCACACUUCCCCCCUCAUACGCACCUUGGAGAGGUCAUCGGUCAGAUUUUCUUUGACGAGUCGAGACUGAGAAAUCUAUACUAUCCUGGUGGAGACGACACGCUCGGCAACAAGGGCAAACGUAAGAGAAAGAUCUUGGAGGCAGCGCAGGAGAACGCGUACUCGACCGGCCCGGCGGCAGGCAUGGUCGUUGGCAGACAGGAGCACCAGGAAGUCGACGUCAUGAGAGAUGAUGAUGCCGAGUAUGCGGACAAGACGAUGAGCAUUUUUGGAGUUCCCGCUCCUCCUCGCGACAAGCAGAACCUUGUCACUCCCGCCAAGGGCCGUCAUGUCCGAAACGGCAAAGAGAAUGAUACCCCCACGGUUAUGUCUAGUGGCAGUCGAAGUGCAAAGGACAAGGCCCUCUCUAAGCUCCACAAUCUCGCUCCCGACAUUGCGCUGUACGAAAAGGAGAAGAAACGAUCAACCAAGGAUGGCCAUGCGCCUUGGGGUGGCAAACGUGCUGCGGACCAGUACGAAAAGGCGCAAGCCGCGGCGAAAAGCUCAAGCCCAGCGCUGCAGGGAGACGAGGAGGAAGAGGAGGAAGAGGAAGAGGAUGUCGACGCUCAGCGUCCGAGCAAGAAACAGAAGACUGGGCUACCAGCAGUCGAGAUGCGCGUGGUUCUCACUGGUUUCCAGCGGUGGGUUGGACACAGCGCCAAGGAGGAACACGAGAGGAAAAAGCUUCGCAAUAUGGGCAUCCAGAUAGUCCAGGACAACCAGCCCUGCGACUAUCUGGCAGCGCCUUUCAUUGUUCGUACCAUGAAGUUCUUGAAGGUCCUCGCAAGAGGGCCCGACGUCAUCAGCUCUAAAUUCAUCGAAGCUGCUUUGGACUCAGGCAAGGUCCCCCCAAUCAAGAAGUAUCUCCUCAAGGACGAGGAGAAUGAAGAAAAGUUCGACUUUGAUCUCCAGAAGUCCAUCGCCAGAGCAAGGGCCAACAAGGGACGCCUGUUGUGGAAUGUACCGAUAUAUUGCACGGCGGAGAUCAAGAACGGUUACGAGAGCUACAAGGCGAUCGCAGAGGCAAACAGUGCCAUCUUCAAGUUGUAUCGUGCCAGAAGUGGUACAACGAUCAAGCCUACCACCGCCGAGGAGGACGGCGGUGCACCACCGGAACCAGUCUACCUGCUGAGCUGCCCAUCACCCGCCGAGCGCCAGCUGUGGCCAAGGUUUGAGCAGAUGGCGAGGCAGGGCAACAUGGAGCCCCGAGUUGUUGCGCCAGACUGGCUGCUUGAUGUUGCUAUGAGACAGGAGAUCACGUUUGACGAAAAGUAUCUGUGCAAGAACUUCUGGUCUUGA
Messenger RNA from Thyridium curvatum, 2613 nucleotides. RefSeq lists its product as uncharacterized. Lineage: Eukaryota; Fungi; Ascomycota; Sordariomycetes; Thyridiales; Thyridiaceae. The record is from RefSeq and is a predicted model, not a curated record. The coding region runs from base 1 to 2613 and encodes 870 amino acids. Gene Ontology annotation, biological process: double-strand break repair; DNA double-strand break attachment to nuclear envelope. Gene Ontology annotation, cellular component: nucleus; Cul8-RING ubiquitin ligase complex. The transcript has 3 exons.